AUGCCGCCAACACCAAAGCUAAUUGAGGCAUGGGCAAAUCGCUUGCUUGGAGAUGCUAGCCCUGUUGGUCCGAUGUGGGUAUAUCACUUCAUGAAGCGUCUUCCUGAAGAGCUAAAACUAGCUCUUAAGAAGCAGAAUAUCAAGGAAUUAAAGCGAAUUAAGGCUGAAGAUCCAGCUAAGCUAGGUCAUUAUUAUGAUCUACUUGAAUGCGUCCUUCGCAGUGUGCCUUCGCGGUUGAUCUAUAACUUUGAUGAGUGUGGUUUUCGACCUGUUGAAGGUAGAAAUCAGAAGGCGGUUAGUAGAGGAAAUGUUCCUGAUCUUGCUGAGACUGAAAGAGGUGAAAAUAUCACUGCUGUUGAGUGUAUUGCUGCUGAUGUCUUGGUUUUAUGA
Messenger RNA from Penicillium taxi, 390 nucleotides. RefSeq names its product transposase. Lineage: Eukaryota; Fungi; Ascomycota; Eurotiomycetes; Eurotiales; Aspergillaceae. The transcript has 2 exons. The record is from RefSeq and is a predicted model, not a curated record. The coding region runs from base 1 to 390 and encodes 129 amino acids.